Molecule: messenger RNA, 2935 nt
Organism: Anastrepha ludens (Mexican fruit fly)
Lineage: Eukaryota; Metazoa; Arthropoda; Insecta; Diptera; Tephritidae
Gene: Sil1
Product: nucleotide exchange factor Sil1
Exons: 2
Coding region: 112-1443 (443 amino acids)
Source: RefSeq, a predicted model, not a curated record
UUGCUUUAUAUUAACUAUUCCUCACAUUGCUGUGAUGCAAAGUUGGUUCAUUCAUAUGCUUAAAUAUUUUGGAAAAGGUUUAGUAAAUUUUAAUAUUACAUUGUGUUAAAAAUGCAUUUAGCCAAAGCGCUGACUAUAUUAUUACUUGCAAAGUGUGCUAUAAUUGCUGGUAAAGAUGAAAACAAAACCUUCGAAGCUACGAAUGAAUGGCAGGAAAUAAAGGAAGGACAGGAAAUCCCAGCAGGAUUGCAUGUGCGCAUUAACUUACAGACCAAGAAAAAGGAAGCAAAACUGUAUGAACCUGAAAAAGAUGACCAUAAACAUAGUGCCUUGUCCAAUGUAGUUGAGAAUGAGGCUAAAACAAAUCAUAAAGAAGCCGCUAAACCUGCAUCAAAAAUCAGUAAAACACUCUCCGAAGCUUUGAAAAGUCUUCCCAAAGAAAGACUAAGUAUUGAUUACUCCCCGGAACAACUGGAACAAAUAAAAAGAGAUUUCAAAACUUACAGUGAAUUGAAGAAAUCUUUUAGUGAAUUAAAAGAUAAAUUCAAAACUGAUGCGGAGCUAAUAACACAGCUUCUAAAUGAGUAUAAAAACCUUAGUAAAGAGCACGAGCUUUCGUUGAAGCCGCAGACUAAACUUGCAACUAAACUUCGUAUACUUGAGGAUCUGGACUAUCUCGUUCAUCAAAUUGACAAUGCAUUGUGGUUUAUUGACGAGGGAGGCUUAGAACAAAUAUUACUACCGCUGGUGGUAAACGAGACAAAUAUAGAUUUACGCAUAAAAGCUGUCCGUGUGUUAGGAGCAGUGACUCUUAACAAUCCCAAGGCUCAAAUAAAAGCGUUCGAAUUAAAUUUCGGAUCUCAUUUAACACAAAUUCUUGUUUCAUCUACGGUAACAGAAGAAUUAUCGGCAACAUUGUACGCUCUGGGUAGUCUUUUGAGAAAAUUUCCUCUGGCGUUACAGAAAAUUCUCUCAACAUCCGGAACACAAGCAUUGAUUACUGUCCUAGCAAAAGAAUGUGAAUUAAAAGUAAAAGCAAAGGCUAUAACACUUAUAAGCGAUAUAAUUGUGGAAAAAAAUCUUGUACUUUCGAAUUAUUCAGACUCAGAUAACCCACUAGCCGCGGCACAAUAUGCUGACUUAAAUAUAUCGGAAUGGCUGCAGUCAAAUGCAUUUUGCGAAACUGUCGACAGGUUGAUUUCAACAAAUCUUUACGAACUAUUGGACCAGCCCGAUUCAGCAGAAUACUUUGUGAUAGGGUUAGAGAGCUCGGAAAAAAUUUGUAAAUCCGUUUGGUCAACAAGCCCUCAAUUGAGGCAUACUUUAUUAACUAUAAAAAACCGCUACAUGCAUAGUCAAAAUGAGUUUCGAAUAGAGGUAGCGCAGAUGAUUGAGAGACUGAUAGAAGUUCUGUAUAGUUCCAAAAGUCAUGAAGAGCUUUAGAGGUUUUCUCACGAAUUGGUAAUAAUAAUGUUCGAAGACAUAACUUGUUUAACACUUAUAAGUGAGGAUUGAAUAAAGAUUAAAUGUAUUUUUUUGUGAUUGGAACAACUUUUAUUAUAAAAGAUAAAUUAAAAUUGGUUAAAUCGUAAAGCAUUUUAAAUUUUCUUCCACAAAAGAAUUUAGUAUAUUUUGAGGGGGAAAACAGGUUAAUACAAUAGUGUAAUAGUAGGACUCUUCAAUCCACCAAGUUUUAACAAGUGGUGAAUAGAUGAAGCAACUGUCAAAAAUAAACAUUUGGUAGCGCCACAAAAGAGCUGCCAAAAAUUACAUUUGUUUGUAAAAAUAAUGAGUUACCCCAGAUUUAUGAGGUAUAACCAUACUUGCUAGCAGCGAAUCUUACUCGAUAACUCUGUUGUUGCGUUGAUAUGCAAAUUUUUCGUGAAGUGAUCUAAGCGCAGAGAUAGCGAGCAGAGAGGGAAACGAAGGCGCCUACUAUGAAAUGUGGCAGCCAGUUUGAGGUGGGCACUAAGGUGGUAUUGUAAAUGUAAAGUUGCUAUUGGCAAAUAAUAAAAAAAUGCUAUGGGAAAACUGUUGCCAAAUAUACGCACGUAUUGAAAGAAAAUAUGUCUUGUAAUAGUUUCACUUUGUUUAAUAUAUUUUGAUAGGUACUUAAAAAAGAAUAAAUGAAGGUUUCAUAUUUUCCGCUUUCGGAAGUAUCUAAAAAUGAAAUUGUUAAAAAAUACAAGUUAUUUCGAAUUCUUAAAAUAACUGGUAUACAAAACCCUCUAGUUACAUGUGUAACGGAUAAUUAAUUCUUCUGUACUCAUUUUAAAAAUGUUAUCGCUUGAUUGUAAAUAUAAAGAUCGAAAGUAUUGAAACUUUAAUUUAAAAAUCUUAGUGCGUUACUAAAUGGAAGAAAAUCAUUAUGUAUAGAAUAUAUCAGAAUCAUUUCGAAUCGAAUUCGUCAAAUUUGGGUGAUUACAUCAAUUCAACUAACAUUACCUUCUCAAGGUGGCAACACUAUAAAUGGAUAUCGUGUUGUGUGGCAUAGAUUGACUGUUAGGCGGGGCAUGCACGAUACAAAAUGUAUGACAACUUGUCCCGAUGGCGAGCAUAAAUGUAAAAUCAAAUUUGUAUUUACACAGCAAAACACUUUUGUCGAACAUCACUUUCAAAGAUUUUUUCUGGCGAUAUGAGCGGAUUUUCCGCAACCCUGCUAUUCGACUAAAGCAUUGCAGAAAUCGCAUAUAUAGAAACACCUAAAGAAAACAAAAGAUGAUUCAUUCAUGGUUUAAUAGAAGACCAGAAAACUCGCAUAUAAAAUUAUUAGUAGAGCUUCAGCGGAUUGUAAAAACUUUGUGCGAAUGGAUGGUCCUGUAUAUGAAGAUUUGCUGGCCAUGGUCAAGCCAUAUUUAUAUGGAAAAGCAUAAUAUAAAUAUGACGGAAAAUAUAUUAAUAUUAUCAAACUCAUUGGGAUCGGAGCAUAGUACAU